Molecule: messenger RNA, 324 nt
Organism: Prorocentrum cordatum
Lineage: Eukaryota; Dinophyceae; Prorocentrales; Prorocentraceae
Source: the annotation of a GenBank genome assembly
AUGGCGCUCGUUACUUUCUUGCCGAAUGUGUGGCUCGGAGUCGCACUGCAAGCGAAGUACUACAGCCAUGGUAGCAUGACGACUAAAUUGGCGUACUUGGCGGGCAUGGUUGUUAUCACCUCUGUGUUCUUCAUGGUGCGCUUGUUGUUGGUAUACCCUGUUGGCUUCGCUUGGCUUAUCAACUGGCUGCUGGAAGGAAGCGGGCCUGCGUUUCGAGUCGUACUGGCUGUGGUUGUGCCCCCAAUGGUUGACGCCAUUCAGAGCGUCGUUCUUAUCAGCACAGGCAUGGAGUCUGAGCAGGAGGCGAUGCCCGUGCAGUGUUAG